Molecule: messenger RNA, 2675 nt
Organism: Elgaria multicarinata webbii
Lineage: Eukaryota; Metazoa; Chordata; Lepidosauria; Squamata; Anguidae
Gene: HBP1
Product: HMG-box transcription factor 1
Exons: 11
Coding region: 95-1639 (514 amino acids)
Biological process (GO): regulation of transcription by RNA polymerase II
Cellular component (GO): nucleus
Molecular function (GO): RNA polymerase II cis-regulatory region sequence-specific DNA binding; protein binding; DNA-binding transcription factor activity, RNA polymerase II-specific
Source: RefSeq, a predicted model, not a curated record
GAGUCUUGUAAUGGCGACGGGUUUGGUAAGUACCUCAGAAGUUUUCGAGUGACUGCGAGAGUGCUCAGCUUCAGAUAAUUUGAAGCACCCUACAAUGGUUUGGGAAGUAAAGACUAAUCAAAUGCCUAAUGCAGUACAGAAACUCCUAUUAGUGGUGGACAAAAGAACUUCAGGGAUGAAUGAAUCAUUGGAAUUACUGAAGUGUAAUGAAAACCUUCCAUCUUCUCCUGGAUAUGCAUCUUGUGAUGAACACAUGGAGCUUGAUGAUCUUCCUGAACUGCAAGCUGUUCACACUGAUUCUACCCCACCUGCACUUUUCCAGCUGAGUGCUAAUGUCUCGCAUCAGGAAUAUUCAAGGCCUUUGUGGAACCAGCGGACCUCAAGCAACAGUUCAGAAAGUUCUUAUACUUGUGAGAAUGGAGUGAACUGGUUGACUGAAUUGGCAAACAUAGCUACUAGUCCACAGAGUCCUCUCAUGCAGUGCUCUUUUUAUAGCAGAUCAUCUCCUGUUCACCUAAUAGCUACAAGCAAAAGUUUACAUUCCUAUGCACGCCCUCCACCAGAAUCCUCUCAGAGUGAUUCUGGCUUUCCUAAGCAUCACAUUGAUGAAACACCAGUCAGACAUGAAAGGACAAAUAGUGAAUCAGAGUCUGGCAUUUUCUGUAUGUCAUCACUGUCGGAUGAUGAUGAUCUGGGGUGGUGCCACUCUUGGCCUCCAACUGUUUGGCACUGUUUCCUUAAAGGAACACGUUUGUGCUUUCACAAAGGACGCAAUAAAGAAUGGAAGGAUGUUGAAGAUUUUGCUCGGUCCAAAGGCUAUAAAAAUGAAGCUGAUGAUUCAGUGGGUACUUGCAAAGGAUAUGGUUCUGAUGGUUUGAAGUUGAUAUCACAUGAAGAAAGUGUUUCCUUUGGCGAGUCAGUGCUAAAAUUGACUUUUGAUCCUGGCACAGUGGCAGAUGGCUUGCUUACUGUAGAGUGUAGACUGGAUCACCCUUUCUAUGUUAAAAAUAAAGGUUGGUCGUCUUUUUAUCCAAGCCUGACUGUGGUUCAGCAUGGUAUUCCAUGUUGUGAAAUGCAUAUUGGAGAUGUUUGUCUACCUCCUGGACAUCCUGAUGCCAUUAAUUUUGACGAUUCAGGUGUUUUUGAUACAUUCAAAAGUUAUGAUUUUACACCAAUGGAUUCCUCUGCAGUCUAUGUGUUAAGCAGUAUGGCUCGUCAACGCCGUGCUUCUUUAUCUUGUGGAGGAUCAGGAAGCCAAGACUUUGAAAGAUCAGAAUGCAGUACAAACUGUGGACCUGCUCAGUCAUCACAGAUUUCAUCCAAUUCUUUGCAUAGCAAAGCUGGCAAAAGCCACAGCUCAGGGACUGCAAGUACUGUGAGUGCCACUUCUCCCAACAAAUGCAAAAGACCAAUGAAUGCCUUCAUGCUUUUUGCCAAAAAGUACAGAGUAGAAUAUACUCAGAUGUAUCCAGGAAAAGAUAACAGAGCCAUAAGUGUGAUACUUGGUGACAGGUGGAAGAAAAUGAAAAAUGAAGAAAGACGGAUGUACACAUUGGAAGCCAAGGCCUUGGCUGAAGAACAAAAACGUUUAAAUCCUGACUGCUGGAAACGGAAACGAACAAAUUCAGGUUCACAAUAACAUUAAAUUGGAAUUCUUCUGCAAAUACAUGGUGGUGGAAGACUUGAUCAAGGUUUCAUGAUUUGUUGUGAAGGUCUGACCAUAAAAUACUGGCAGCAUUGAGUCAUUAGGAAUGAGGAUUUGCUUAUUACAGUAGAGCAUUAAGCAAGCUAAAAACUAUCAACAUUUUAAAACCAAAUUGCCUUAUUUUUCUUCCAAACGACAUAAAUGUCUAUCAGGUGUAAUAGGCUUGAAAAUGGAUCCUGUGGUGCUAAAAAAUAGUAGGAAGAAGAGGAGCUUUGUAUAAAUGUUUAUUUUUUAAAAAAAAUGCACAAAAAGGGGAAUUUUAAAACAUGUAACAUCUGUUUAUAUAUUGAUUCUUAUUGCUGAUUAAUAUGUAUUGCACAAACUAUGUAAUUAACUACAAAUCUGGGAGCUGGGAUUUUCUGACAUAAUAUAUGAACUUCUAGUCUGCCCAGUGCCAACAAGUUACCAGAAUGUGUGGCAAAGUGGAUAGCAUAGUGUAUACUACAUGUAGCAAGAUUGUUGUCUGUUGGGGAAGAUAUCACAUUUGUAACUCGUUUGAGAUGUGAUCCCUUCCCUAAAGAGGCUUGUAGAACUGCCUGGGUUGUAGUUCACAGCCCAGGAUUAAAUUGAAUAGUAGCAUUGCAUUAUCCCAAAAGAAUGGUGCUUUUGUGGUGUCACCAUUUUAUUUUUAAAGGUUUUUUUUUGUCUCCUAUGCUGCAUAUUUUAAAAGAUUUUAUUUUGCCAUAAUACAUCUUUUAUGGUGGGGACAAACUUUGCACUUACUGUAGGUGCAACAUUUGCACUUUACUUUUUUCCCUCCAUCUAUAUAAAGUAGAGCAGAUAUGUUAGAUUUAUGGCUACCUUUGCUGUGAACAUUUACAAUAUAGCUUUUAAUGUUACUAAAUAGAGUGUGUUUCUGUUUAAGAAUCACAACAAUAAAUUUCAGCACCUGACAUGUCUACAUGAUGUUGCUCCUAUGAUUUUGCACACUAUAUUCAUGUAUUAUUUCAAAUAAAUUUGUAAAACAGUA